Molecule: messenger RNA, 1452 nt
Organism: Mustela lutreola (European mink)
Lineage: Eukaryota; Metazoa; Chordata; Mammalia; Carnivora; Mustelidae
Gene: MAPRE2
Product: microtubule associated protein RP/EB family member 2
Exons: 7
Coding region: 164-1144 (326 amino acids)
Biological process (GO): spindle assembly; protein localization to microtubule plus-end; regulation of microtubule polymerization or depolymerization
Cellular component (GO): spindle midzone; microtubule plus-end; microtubule organizing center
Molecular function (GO): microtubule plus-end binding
Source: RefSeq, a predicted model, not a curated record
GCAGGAGGGCGGGGCGGGAGCCGAGCUGGGAGAAGGGAGCCAGCGAGCAGGCGGCAGGCAGGCACGGUCUGCGCGAGGAGCAGGCGAGCGGGAAGACGAGACGCAGCCACCUUCCUCACCAGCCAGCCCUCCGCGGUUUGUUCCCUUCCUCGGGAGUGCGCCAAUGCCUGGUCCGACCCAAACCCUGUCCCCAAAUGGCGAGAACAACAACGACAUCAUCCAGGAUAACGGGACCAUCAUUCCUUUCCGGAAGCACACAGUGCGCGGGGAGCGUUCCUACAGUUGGGGAAUGGCGGUUAAUGUGUAUUCUACCUCGAUAACCCAAGAGACUAUGAGCAGACAUGACAUCAUCGCAUGGGUUAAUGACAUAGUAUCUUUAAACUACACAAAAGUGGAACAGCUUUGUUCAGGAGCUGCCUAUUGCCAGUUUAUGGACAUGCUCUUUCCGGGCUGCAUUAGUUUGAAGAAAGUAAAAUUUCAAGCAAAGUUGGAGCAUGAGUAUAUUCACAAUUUUAAACUUCUGCAAGCAUCGUUUAAGCGAAUGAAUGUUGAUAAGGUGAUCCCAGUGGAGAAGCUGGUGAAAGGGCGUUUCCAGGACAACCUGGAUUUCAUUCAGUGGUUUAAGAAGUUCUAUGAUGCUAACUACGAUGGGAAGGAGUAUGAUCCUGUGGAAGCGCGGCAAGGGCAAGACGCAAUCCCUCCCCCCGACCCUGGCGAACAGAUCUUCAACCUGCCCAAAAAGUCUCACCACGCGAACUCCCCCACUGCAGGUGCGGCUAAAUCCAGUCCAGCGUCUAAGCCGGGAUCCACACCUUCUCGUCCCUCAUCAGCCAAAAGGGCUUCAUCCAGCAGCUCAGCAUCCAAAUCUGAUAAAGAUUUAGAAACACAGGUCAUACAGCUUAAUGAACAGGUACAUUCAUUAAAACUUGCCCUCGAAGGUGUGGAAAAGGAGAGAGAUUUCUACUUUGGCAAGUUGAGAGAGAUUGAGCUACUCUGCCAAGAACACGGGCAGGAAAACGAUGACCUCGUGCAGCGACUAAUGGAAGUCCUCUAUGCUUCGGAAGAACAUGAGGGCCACCCGGAAGAGGCCGAGGCUGAGGACCAAGUCCAUGACCAGCAGCCCCAGCAGCAGGAAGAGUACUGAAGCGUCCUGGCCCCUUGCGCCUUCAGCUGUGCGUGGGAACUUUUCUUCUGGAGAAACCUGUGGCCUCAAGCUCAACAGCAACCAGUCGUUCCCAGUCUGCCGUUAACAUCAACGCACUGUUGCAUCCGCCAGCCACCGCGCUCGGUUCCCAUUUCCUUUGCCAAGACCCGUUAGCAGCCGGCCGUUGGGCGGCCUGAGAGGUCACGGGGUCACAUACCUACCACUUCACCACUUGGCUGCUUGGGAUUGAUUCUGCUCUUCUCAUUUCUUUCCGGGACAGCUCUCCCCACCGCCCCCCCACCACCCCC